Messenger RNA from Archocentrus centrarchus (flier cichlid), 972 nucleotides. It is a transcript of the gene enkur, whose product is annotated as enkurin, TRPC channel interacting protein. Lineage: Eukaryota; Metazoa; Chordata; Actinopteri; Cichliformes; Cichlidae. Gene Ontology annotation, cellular component: acrosomal vesicle; axonemal microtubule. The transcript is spliced from 5 exons. The coding region runs from base 108 to 893 and encodes 261 amino acids. The record is from RefSeq and is a predicted model, not a curated record. Gene Ontology annotation, molecular function: calmodulin binding.
UGUUUCCUAGCAACUACACGUUGCCAAACAAAUCUUAACUCGGUCGAUGUGGAGAAUUUAAGGCCUGCAAAAGAAGCUACUGUGCUCAUUUAAACAUUUAAUUAUCUAUGAUGUCUGAAGCUCUUCAUCCCCCAGAAAGCGCCUACAAUCUUAUUCCGGUGGAGGAAACAAAGAAAGAAAAAGCGCCCAGGUAUGUAUCAAAGUUCAGGCCUGCAGUUAUACUGGAGAAAAAGCUGAUAAAAGAGCCAAUAAGGACGAUGGGACCUGCCAGAGUGGAGUUGCCGUCUACAGAGAAUUUCCUCAAAAAGCAUUCAAAAGAGCCCAAACUGCCUGAAAAGACGCAGAGCUCCAAAGAUGUUCAUAAAACCUGCUCUUUCACUGAGAGGAAGCCACCAGUCCCCACAAGGAAUGACAGACCACUGAUGGGAAUUCACACCAAGAGGGACUUUUUAAAGGAAACAGCUGUAGUGGUGCCAAUGAAGCCGCACCCCACAUAUGUAGACACCAACAAAGGGCACAAGCAGGUGCUGGAAAACUCGGGGCUUGUCCCAAAGUUCAUCAUGAAAAAGGACUAUGGUAGAGUACCAGUGUAUCUGCAGCAGUACAGCAAAGAAGAGAAGAGGGCUCGAGAGGAGUACGAAAAUUUUGUAAAAGGAGAGUGGGAGCAGAGAGCCAUGAAACACCUGACAGAGGAGGAGAGACAAACCAUCCUGAAGAACCUGAAGGAGACCUGGGAUAAGCUGCAUCACGAGUACCAGGCCCUGCCCCUCAUCAUCGAGACUUCGUCACAGAGGGCCACCAAGGAUCGCCUCGAAAGGGGAAUGAAGCAGCUGGAGGAUGACAUCAGCUUAUUCGAGAGGUUCAAAAUCAUCUACAUACCUAAAGAUAAUUAAUCUCAGCAGUGCUCAGAUGCAGUGCAAUGAGUGUUUUCAUCUGUGCCUUCACAAGGAAAAUAAAAUAGUUAUUGCGUUU